Anopheles darlingi is the source of this 5142-nucleotide messenger RNA. RefSeq names its product acetylcholinesterase (gene Gli). Gene Ontology annotation, cellular component: tricellular tight junction; septate junction; cell surface. The record is from RefSeq and is a predicted model, not a curated record. NCBI's taxonomy places the organism in Eukaryota, Metazoa, Arthropoda, Insecta, Diptera, Culicidae. The transcript has 8 exons. Bases 798 to 3752 code for a protein of 984 amino acids.
UGUUCCAGCCAAGAGAGUGGUCAGAAAAAUUGGGCUCGCUGGGCGAUGGCAAAUUACGCCAUCAACGUGCGUGCAUAUGGCUGCCGUGGUGCUGAACAGAGCGAGUGCUAUUAUCUCAGGUGCGCGAACACCCCAGGCAAACCAUCGAAAGUGAUAGCGAGCGCGCUUGUUGGGUGCGUUAGGUGAGAUAACGUCAACGCGGGAUGUAACGAGAACGUUUGUGUGAUUUGAUAAAAGUGCGUCCAUUGCGAACAAGGGCUGGGCCGCUUGGGGCCUGCUGAAAAUCGAUGAAACCUGCGGGGCGCUACCUGCCCGAGAGGUGCUUCAGCCCUUACUCCACACAUCAUCAGCUGGUUAGACACCGACGGCAUUACUCAUCGAAGACGGCCGUUCAGGUUGAAGACUGGAAGUGAUUAAGUGCAACACUAGACGACGACCACAACGACGACGACAUCGACGACGACGAAGAACGGCGGCGUGACUCAUCGCGUGUGCGUUAAUGACAACGACAUUAACAGCUGAUCCCUCUGUAUUAACUGGCGCGAUAGUGCGUUUACGGUGUGUGUCUGGCCACUAAUUGAGAAGCCCAAUUUGACCUGGGUUUGGCAGCAAACGAGAAGAAAAACCACGAGUGAGAGUGAACGAGAACGAGUGAGAACGAGAUAGUCUGACGUAGGGCGUAGAAAACCGGAACGUGCGAGCUGGUGGCCGAUGAGUCCGAUGUGCACCGUCCGUGCCCGCGGUUCCCUUCUGUCAGUGUCAGUACGAUCGAUGUGCCGGGCACCGGUGGCGGAAGUAUGGUGCGAUUAUCGUCGCUAGUGGUAGGGAUGGAGUGCCUGUAUCGACGCCAUCGAACCGUGCGGUCACCGGAAACAUUGCUACAGCGGACUACUCUGAUCGCGAUAGUAAGUGUCGCGUGUGUUGCAGCGGCGGUACUACCGAUCGUGACCGGUCAGUACUACACAACCCGUGAUCCUCGGUGGUAUUCGCGGGAAGGUGACUUCAACUACAAGGUUCCGAAUCCCGGUGAACCGAAUUAUCGAACGUACACCUUCAACAACCGACGGUACGGGUUCUACCAACCGAACGGUUACGGUCAGCAGUACCCGGGACAGAACCAACCCGGCCAGUACCCGGACAACACAGGCCUCGGUGACGAUCGCUUCAAAUAUGAUCCGAACAAUCCCACACUCAUCCAGACACCGUUCCCGGGUGUACUCGGUGGUUGGCGUGAGGAUCUCCAGGGUAAGCUGCGUCGUGAUUCGAUGCAGCUCGAGCGCGAUGUGUUCGUGACGACUAACUACGGGCAGGUGCAAGGUUUCAUCACCUACCUGUACGACGAUCCUAACCCCCGGAACCUAUACCGUCCGUGGCACAGUACCGUCGAUCGGAUUAUGGGCAAGUGCUCGACGUUCCUGGGUAUUCCCUACGCACUCCCGCCGACUCACGAGGGCCGGUUUAAACCACCGAGACAGCAUCGUGGCUGGCAGCUGGUGCAAGCCGUCGACUAUGGUCCAGCCUGUCCGCAACCGGUCAAGUAUACCGGCGCGACCAAGGGAAUCCGUGAUAUGGACGAAGAUUGUCUGUACCUCAACAUCUUCUCACCCAAUACACAAGCAGGAGUCGCACAACGGUAUCCGGUGAUGAUCUACAUUCACGGUGGUGAGUUUGUCCGCGGGGCAUCCAAUACUUUCCCGGCCCAUAUGCUGGCUGCCUUCUACGACGUGGUGGUGGUCACGUUCAACUAUCGGCUCGGAGCACUUGGUUUCCUCUCGACCGGCGAUGAGAACUCGCCCGGAAACUACGGUAUCCUCGAUCAGGUCAUGGCCAUACGGUGGGUAUACGAAAACAUCGAGGCUUUUAACGGUGACCGCAACUCGAUCACACUGUUCGGUCCUGGAGCGGGUGGUGCUUCAGCCGGUCUGCUGAUGGUUGCACCGCAAACCCGGGACAUCGUGACGCGUGUCAUCGGCCAGUCCGGAUCGGCACUAGCUGACUGGGCACUGAUCGAGGACAAGUGGCGGGCACAGAACACAAGCCGUGUCUUCGGGCAGAUGGUCGGUUGCUCCAUCGAUACGUCCUGGAAGCUGGUGAACUGUAUGCGCAAUGGACGCAGCUUCUACGAGCUCGGUAAUGCCGAGUUUGCACCCCACGUAGGUCUGUUCCCUUGGGGUCCCGUGCUGGAGAACAAUUUCACCUUCCCGGGUGAUAAUUGGUAUGAAGGGUGGAGUGAGCGUGAUUGGCACUUUCUGUCGGAGACACCGGAGUCGCUUAUCCGGCGGCGACAGUAUAACCGUGGGCUACACUACAUGAGCGGCGUAACGCUGCAGGAAGCGGCCUUUGUCGUGUCGGGGAAUGAAACUCUCGCACCACGGUUUGAGGUCGAUGAGCGGUUCUUCGAUCAGAAGGUCCGGGAGCUGGUACUGCGCUACAACUAUACGCUCAAUCUGAACGGUACGUACGAAGCGAUCAAGUACAUGUACACCUAUUGGCCUGAUCCGAAGAACACCACCUUCAUCCGGGAGCAGUACAUCCACCUUCUUUCGGACUUUCUCUAUCGGGCACCGACGGACAAGCUGGUGAAGCUGCUGGUCGAGCGGAAUGUUCCAGUCUACAGCUACGUCAUGAACACGACGAUCGAGGGUCUCAAGUUGCCGGAAUGGCGCAAAGUACCGCACGACAUCGAGCACUACCUGCUGACCGGAGCACCCUUCAUGGAUGUCGAGUUUUUCCCCCGACGGGCACGGCUUGAUCGUUUGAUGUGGACCGACAACGAUCGCAACAUGAGUCACUUCUUUAUGAAAACCUAUUCCGACUUUGCACGCCACGGCAAUCCAACGCCAUCGCAGGUGCUGGGACUGUACUUCGAGAAGGCGCGCAACGGUGAGCUGAAGUACCUCAACCUGAACACGACCUACAAUUCGUCCAUUAUGAUGAACUUCCGGCAGACGGAAAGUGCCUUCUGGACGCAGUACAUACCGACGGUCGUAGGAGUGAUGAUACCGACCUAUCCUCCAACCACGGAGUUCUGGUGGGAGCCCAAGGAACCGUUACAGAUAGCGUUCUGGAGUUUGGCAGCCGCGUGUCUCAUCCUGAUGGUGCUCGUCGUGAUAUGCUGUAUCAUGUGGCGCAAUGCAAAGCGAAAAUCUGAUCAACUGUACGAUGAGGCUGCCUUCGGGAUGGACAAUCCCGAAUCGGAGCGCGAUACGAUCAUGGAGAAUAGUAUGCUGCAAGGGCAACCGCUGCAGCGUAAUCAGCGGGACAACAUCUACGAGUACCGCGAUUCUCCCUCAAAGUAUAGCAAAAUGCAACAGCAGCCACCGGACGCCAGCUCGAUCCGAUCGCCGAGCAGCCUCGGAAUGACGCAGAUCACCGGCAAGAGCGGUAUCACGGGCAGCCAAAGCUCGCUGCGCAGUGCCAUCUCGAUGAAGGAGUCCAUCUCGAUCUCACCGAUGCCCAAGGAGUCCAAUUUCGACCGGAACCUUAAGUACGCCGAAGACGGCAUCCAGAAAAAUGGCAAGUUUCCGAUUCGUACCGAUUCGAAGAACCUGCUAGCGUCCAAUGAGACCAGCAAAUCGCAGCGUGAUCUUGUCAGUGGUGGUACGAUCGGGUCUUCUGCUCCUGCCAGCAGCAUUAGCGGUUCGAAUCGGUCACACCAACCGACACCGGUUCCACUGGCGCGUGGUGGAAGCAAGAGCAAUAACGCUAGCAAAACGAACCUCAUCGAGGGCAUUCCACAGACGGAAGUUUAGCUUUGGUGUUAUUCUAUGUGCGUGAUCAUUCGCGUUCAAUCUGCUUGAACGAACGAACGAUCGAUCGAUCAUUAGUGUAAGGAUCUUCUUGUGCCCUUGCACAAGAUCGCUACCACUACAACCCCAAUCACAUACUUUUACAUAAGCGUACAAAGCUGAGUCCGUCCGUUGUCGGACAGCCCCACGAUGGAGGUUGAUUUUAAUGACCACCACCUCGAAGGCACUGCCAUACGGACGGUCGGUAGAUACGUAGUUUAAUGUCUUGUUUAAACGUUUUAACCCAUCGGCAGCCGUACUAUAGCCGUAAGAGCCCUGUGCUAGUUUAGAAUCGCUAGGAUAAAAUGAAAGGUAGGUGUGUCAGCAGCGCAAUCGCUGCAACACCUCCUUCACACCAAGACCACCAUCAUCAUCACCGUAGUGUAGUGCCGGGAAUUAAAUCUACAAUAGAUUGUGACCGCUGUCCCGCGUAAGAAAGCGUAACGUAAUCGAGCACAAAGUGCCUUUUGUAGAGCCUUAGUAAUAGUAAUAGUAGCGUAGUAGCGCUAGUAGUGCUAGUGUUGAGUGUUUCAUCGUUUUACGUGUUAUCAUCUGUACAUACCACGAUCGUAUCACGUGUCCUGUUGUCUGUGUCAGUGUAUCCGUCCAAACUUUGUGUUUAGUAUUUUGUCACGCGCGUCACAAACCGAGUCGACCAUUCGUCCAUGCCACUCUGUGUUGUUCGUGUUCGUGUUUGUAGCCAUGUAAGGAUAGCUAAUAGCCUCACGUGCUCCUAAGCUUAAGCUUAAGCUCUAAUCUAUUUUAAAAAUCCCUCUCUUGAUCCUCUCUUGCCGAUCAGUUCGAUUGUCGAGCAGCAUCGAGAUACUUUUAUGAUUUUUUGGGCCAAACUGUGCAAAUAUUACCGUACUCGGAAUCACGGCAGACGCACGGGGCCAUCGCGAGGAUGACCGGGUUGCGAUCGCACACUUUCUCUGUGCGUCGCGUCACCUUCUCCUCCGUCAACCCACUGUACCGUCUGCUGUCUGCUAUUCCUACUGCUACUUAUUACUACUUCGUUAAGGUUAGUUUCUAUUCCGUUCUUCGAAACUUUUUAUCCCCGUACAGUGGUCUAAAAAAGACGAGCUUUAGCUUCUUAGAAGACACUUUCUAACGUUUUUUAAUGUCCUGUCCGUUCCCGGCAUGAGGUACCUCCUAAAGGAAAUGAUUGUACAUAUAAUUUCAUUUCAACGUCAAAAAUUACCACUUAAGUAUUACGCGAUUAGUACAAUCCUGGGGCAUCCCACGAACAUUUGGAAAUGAGCAUUUUAAAGUAGAUUUUACCCCAGCUUCUUCGUAGAUACGAACGUAAUGGAGAAAAAAAAAGUGAAACGAAUAAAGAGUUAUUUUAAACAAA